Messenger RNA from Corticium candelabrum, 1428 nucleotides. RefSeq names its product D-glutamate cyclase, mitochondrial-like. Bases 1 to 1332 code for a protein of 443 amino acids. The transcript is spliced from 4 exons. Gene Ontology annotation, molecular function: D-glutamate cyclase activity. The record is from RefSeq and is a predicted model, not a curated record. Gene Ontology annotation, biological process: glutamate metabolic process. Lineage: Eukaryota; Metazoa; Porifera; Homoscleromorpha; Homosclerophorida; Plakinidae.
AUGUACGAUAUAAAGGAAAUAUUACUCUGUGAUUGGACCACACAAAUGAGUACUGAUCUUCCUUUUUACUGUGUCUGGCGCAAUGGGAAAUUGGCUGAGAAGACUGAUUCGUUGCUGAAGUAUUCAUGGAAUAGCAAUGUUUCCUUCUACUUGGGCUGCAGCUUUGGUUUUGAAAGAGCUUUGCAAGAUGCUGGUGUGCCUGUUCGGAACAUCGAUCAGCAUUGCAAUGUUUCAAUGUUUAAAACAAAUGUAGCAUGCCAUGCAGUGGAUCUGUUUCACACUAACCUCGUAGUAUCAAUGAGGCCUAUUCCACGUUCAUUAUUGAAAACAAGUGUAGAAGCAACGGACAGGUUGAUUGGGGCUCAUGGAGCACCAAUACAUAUUGGUGAUCCAAGUGAAAUUGGUAUUUACGAUCUCUUGAAUCCUGACUUCGGAGAUGCAAUAGAUUUUGAAGAGGGUGAUGUUCCUGUGUUUUGGGCAUGUGGAGUGACAGCAUUGGAGUCGAUAUCAAAGUCAGGAGCUGAUUUGGCAUUUACUCAUUCACCAGGUUGUAUGUUUGUAUGUGAUGUUCCGAGUGAUUAUGGUGGAAAAAUGGACAGGACUGUUCCUAUAGAGAUUGUCGAUGUGACAGCAUCAGAUCAGUCAUUCUCAGCAAGUCUUGUGUCAUUGUCUAUUGCCGAGAAAAUUAGGCAGCUUCAGAACCAAAUUUCCAAGUCUAUGUAUAAAAAUGAGCUUUUGACGUUAUCAGCUGUUAUAUCACAGUCGCGUUCAGUUGCUGUAUUACUGCAUUCUUCUCUAAGUGGAGAUGAAGUGAAAGGACUUAAGAUGUUGUUACAUGCUCUCGCUUGUUGUAAGGUGGAGACUAUAAUGGUUGGUGUUGAUGCCCAGUACUCUCAUAUGCAAUCAGAUGUCGAGAACAUAGCACUACUAUUCAAUGAAUGUCACGGGAGUGUAUCUGUCGCAACUGUUCAACAGAUGCUUACUGAAGAAUGUAACCACGUGAUCAUUGUUGCAAACUGUACAGAGAGUGAGCAGACACUGUCAGAAUGUUGUCAAAUGUUCAAGUCAGUAAAAUGUCAAAUUGUUGUGUUGGGAUGUCACUUCUCUUUGGUCGAUGUUGAGUUGAUGAACAUUGACUGUAGCCUUGUUCAUGCUCUUGGUGCACUGACAUUGAGUCUCUGUCUGCUUCAAUCUUGUGCAGUGCAUGUGAGGUAUGCAGUUAAGGGCAUAUGUGAAGGCAAUGUGCCGGUUGUUAGCAUUAGUGACCAACUGUCUUCUGUGAAGAUACCAGAGUGCCUUGAAGACUUGUGGGUGUUUGCAGUAAACUCAUAGAAUCUCAGCUGCAAGUUAUAUGUGCAAGAAAGUGUAAUGUAAUGGUUUGAAACAUUGGCCAUUUUGUUUCCUAAUUGCUCUCAUAUUUGUACUGGA